UCCAGUGCACCAACGAGAUGAACGUGAACAUCCCUCAGCUGGCUGAUACCCUGUUUGAGCGGACUGCCAGCACCAGCUGGGUGGUUGUCUUCAAGUCUCUCACCACCACACACCAUCUGAUGGUCUAUGGCAAUGAGAGGCCUGAUGGAGUCAUGAGAACCAUGAACACAGAGAAACUCCUUAAAACCGUUUCUGUCAUUCAGACUCAGAUGGACGUGUUGCUUGAUUUCAAUGACAACAGCUUCAAGCAGCUUCAUAGUGGUCGUAGUGAGAAAGUCUCAGCUGUGAGGAGAAACUUGGAGCUGCAGGUUGAAGAGGACGAGCUGCAGCGAGAAAGAAGACGUCAGAAUGAGACGAAGAGGCUCGUCUGGGCCGUGAAACACUGGACUGCUGAAGACUGCAAGAAGACAGAGAAAUACUUUGACAUGAAAAAAGUUCAAUGCAAAGAAGGACUGGACCUCUACAAGAAGUUUCUAACACGAAUGACAAGAAUCUCCGAGUUCCUCAAAGUCGCAGAGCAAGUUGGAAUUGAUCGAGGAGAUAUCCCAGACCUGUCUCAGGCCCCAAGCAGUCUGCUGGAGGCCCUGGAGCAGCACUUGGCGUCUUUAGAGGGAAAGAAAGUCAAAGAUUCAACAGCAGCCAGCAGAGCGAGCACCCUCUCCAGUGCCGUCUCUUCCCUGGCCAACACCGGCAUGUCUUUCUCCAAAGUGGACGAGAGGGAAAAGCAGGCUGCCCUGGAGGAAGAGCAGGCUCGCCUCAAAGCCCUGAAA
Molecule: messenger RNA, 770 nt
Organism: Neolamprologus brichardi
Lineage: Eukaryota; Metazoa; Chordata; Actinopteri; Cichliformes; Cichlidae
Source: RefSeq, a predicted model, not a curated record